This is a messenger RNA of Penicillium soppii, 3345 nucleotides long. Its product is annotated as nuclear import receptor PSE1. The record is from RefSeq and is a predicted model, not a curated record. Gene Ontology annotation, biological process: protein import into nucleus. Gene Ontology annotation, molecular function: small GTPase binding; nuclear import signal receptor activity. Gene Ontology annotation, cellular component: nucleus; cytoplasm. The transcript has 5 exons. The coding region runs from base 1 to 3345 and encodes 1114 amino acids. Lineage: Eukaryota; Fungi; Ascomycota; Eurotiomycetes; Eurotiales; Aspergillaceae.
AUGUCCCUCCUACCUCCCGAGGUCCACACCGCGCUUUCUCAGCUGCUCCGCGCUCUGAGCACUCCCGACAACGCCGUCAGAUCCCAAGCGGAAGACCAACUCAAUAAUGACUGGGUUCAAAACCGACCAGAUGUCCUGCUUAUGGGAUUGGCCGAACAGCUUGGAGGCGCAGAGGACACAAUAACUCGUGCCUUUGCCGCUGUCCUUUUCAGAAGAAUCGCAACCAAAACCCGCAAGGAUCCCGCUUCGGGCGAUGCCAAGGAGGUGUUCUCCAGCCUUCCCAAUGAGCAGCGUAUUGCCAUCCGCGAGAAGCUGGUCGGCUGCUUGAGCAGCGAGGCUGUCAACGACGUCCGCAAAAAGAUUGGAGACGCAUUGGCUGAGGUUGCCCGCCAAUACACCGACAGUGGCGAACAGUGGCCUGAACUCCUCGGUGUUCUGUUCGAAGCAAGCCAGAGCGCCGAAUCGGGCCUGCGUGAAACCGCAUUCCGCGUCUUUACGACCACUCCCGGUAUCAUCGAAAGACAGCACGAAGACGCCGUCAUUGAGGUCUUCGGUAAGGGCUUCAAGGAUGACAACAUUGCGGUAUGUCAUAAUCUGGUUAUGCUGAACAUUUUGAGCAUAGUUUUGACCCUGCUUUUAGGUGCGGAUCUCCGCUAUGGAAGCUUUUGCUUCUUUGUUCCGGUUCAUCUCCAAAAGUCCCAUGCCAAAUUCUUUGGCCUCAUGCCCGAUCUCCUCAACAUCCUGCCUCCACUAAAAGAGUCAUCUGAAAGCGAUGAGCUCUCCUCCGCGCUGCUCGCACUCAUCGAAUUGGCGGAAAUCAGCCCGAAGAUGUUUAAGGUCAUGUUCAACAACCUUGUGAAGUUCAGCAUUAGUGUUAUCGCCGACAAGGAGCUCAGCGAUCAGGUCCGCCAAAACGCCCUUGAGCUGAUGGCUACUUUUGCCGACUACGCCCCGAAAAUGUGCAAGAAGGAGCCCGAGUUUGCCCAGGAAAUGGUCACCCAGUGUCUGAGUCUGAUGACUGAUGUCGGUGCCGAUGAUGAUGACGCCGAGGAGUGGAACGCGUCUGAGGAUCUCGAACCCGAAGAGAGCGACCUUAACCACAUCGCCGGUGAGCAGUGUAUGGAUCGUCUCGCCAACAAGCUUGGUGGACAAGCCAUCCUCCAACCCGCAUUCUCCUGGAUUCCUCGCAUGAUGUCCUCUACCAAUUGGCGCGAUCGUCACGCCGCUUUGAUGGCCAUUUCCGCUAUCUCUGAAGGAUGUCGCGACCUUAUGGUUGGUGAGCUGGAUCAGGUUCUGGCUCUUGUUGUUCCCGCCCUCCAGGAUGCCCACCCCCGAGUUCGCUAUGCUGGCUGCAACGCUCUCGGUCAAAUGAGUACGGACUUCGCCGGCACCAUGCAGGAGAAGUACCACGAGAUCGUCCUCACCAACAUUAUUCCCGUUCUUGCCUCUUCCGAGCCCCGUGUGCAGUCCCAUGCCGCUGCCGCUUUGGUAAACUUCUGCGAGGAGGCCGAGCGCAGUACCCUAGAGCCAUAUCUCGGAAACCUUCUAAGCCACCUUCUGGACCUCCUGCGCAGCCCCAAGCGCUACCUCCAGGAACAAGCGCUGUCCACCAUUGCCACCAUUGCCGAUUCCGCUGAAGCCGCUUUCGAUCAAUACUACACUACCCUGAUGCCCCUCCUGCUCAACGUGCUCCAAGAGGAGCAGGGUAAGGAAUACCGCCUUUUGCGCGCCAAGGCUAUGGAGUGUGCUACGUUGAUUGCUCUGGCUGUCGGCAAGGAGAAGAUGGGCCAAGAUGCCCUGAACCUUGUCCAAAUUCUGGGCAACAUCCAGCAGAACAUCGUCGAUGCUGACGAUCCUCAAUCACAGUACCUCCUCCACUGCUGGGGCCGCAUGUGCCGUGUCUUAGGGCGCGACUUCGUCCCCUACCUCCCUGGUGUCAUGCCUCCUCUUCUGACCGUUGCUGCUGCUAAGGCCGACAUCCAGCUUUUGGAUGACGAGGACCAGAUCGAGCAGGUUGAGCAAGAUGAUGGCUGGGAGCUCGUUCCUCUCAAGGGCAAGAUCAUCGGUAUCAAGACCAGUGCCCUUGAAGACAAGAACACCGCCAUUGAACUCAUCACCAUUUACGCCCAAAUUUUGGAGGAGAACUUUGAGCCCUACGUCAUGGAGACCAUGGAAAAGAUCGCCGUCCCUGGCCUUGCAUUCUUCUUCCACGACCCCGUCCGCGUGUCGGCUGCUAAGCUGAUCCCACAGCUGCUUAACUCUUACAAGAAGGCACAUGGGCCACAGUCACCAGGCUUCGCUGAAAUGUGGACUAAGGUUGCUGAGAAGAUCAUUGAAGUGCUGAGCGCCGAGCCGACUGUUGACACCCUGGCCGAGAUGUACCAGUGCUUCUACGAGUCGGUGGAGGUCGUUGGAAGAAAUUCCCUCACUCCACAGCAUCUGCAGGCCUUCAUUGAAUCCGCCAAGUCUACACUCGAGGACUACCAGAUGCGCGUGAAGCAACGGUUGGAAGAGCAGGCCGAGCUUGAGGAUGGUGACGAAGAUAACUUGGACUACGAGUACGCUAUCGAGGACGACCAGAACCUGCUUAGCGAUAUGAACAAAGCCUUCCACACCAUCUUCAAGAACCAGGGCAACACAUUCCUGCCCAGCUGGCAACAGCUGGUUCCUUUCUACGAUGCUUUCAUCUCGAGCCAGGACCCCACACAACGCCAGUGGGCCCUCUGCAUCAUGGAUGAUGUGCUCGAGUUCUGUGGCGAGGAAUCGUGGGCUUAUAAGGAUCACAUCAUGCAGCCCUUGGCUUCCGGCCUGCAGGAUGAAAACGCCGCUAACCGUCAGGCCGCCGCUUAUGGAGUCGGUGUCGCCGCACAGAAGGGCGGUGUCGCCUGGAGUGACUUUGUCGCAGCCAGCCUGCCCAGCUUGUUCCAGAUCACACAGCACGCGCAGUCCCGCACAGAGGAGAAUGUCUUCGCUACCGAAAACGCCUCCGCCAGUAUCGCUAAGAUCCUACACUACAACGCUACCAAGGUCCCGGCUCCUCAGGAUAUCGUGACCACCUGGAUCGAGACCUUGCCCAUCACAUACGAUGAAGAGGCUGCUCCUUACGCCUACUCCUUCAUCGCACAGCUGAUCGAACAACAAAACCCUGCCGUCUUCGCCAAGGCUGACCGUGUCUUCGGCUUCAUCGUGCAGGCACUCGAGGCUGCUACCUUGCAGGGCCAGACUGCUGUGCGGGUGGCCGCCGCCGCCAAGCAGCUCGUCGCCGCAACUGGUGCAAACGCCGACCAAAUCCUGGCUUCCGUCGACCCGAACAACCAGGAACGCGUGCGCAAGUACUUCCAAUAG